AUGGCUCUGAAGAGGUCCCUCAUCUUGUUCCUGAUGCUGAUCCUGCUGCUGCUGGCACUGGUGUGGUUUGGGACUUCCCUGUGCCAGGAAACAAGGGCCAUGAGGUUCCAGAGACAGCACAUGGACCUGGGCACUGGCCCCAUGGGCAACCACACCUACUGCAACGUGAUGAUGGUGCACCGGAACAUGACUCGGGGAUUUUGCAAGGCAAAGAACACCUUUAUACAUGAGCCCCUGUCAUCGGUCCAGGCUAUCUGCGGAGACCAAAGUGUACCCUGCAAGAAUAGGACUAUGAACAACUGCUACAGUAGUAGAUAUCCCAUGUCCACCACACUCUGUGUACUGAGAAGUCGCCCCAGACCUCCCAACUGUACAUACAUCACCCACCCAACCAUUAAGCAACUCAUCACUGUGGCAUGUGACGGGACCCCACUUGGGCCUGUACAUUUUGAGCCUUAG
Messenger RNA from Sorex fumeus (smoky shrew), 459 nucleotides. RefSeq names its product ribonuclease pancreatic-like. Gene Ontology annotation, molecular function: RNA nuclease activity; nucleic acid binding. The transcript has a single exon. The record is from RefSeq and is a predicted model, not a curated record. NCBI's taxonomy places the organism in Eukaryota, Metazoa, Chordata, Mammalia, Eulipotyphla, Soricidae. Bases 1 to 459 code for a protein of 152 amino acids.